UCAAACAUCUUUGAUUAUAGAGUUGCCCUGGGUCGAGUGGCGGCAAAAAUGGAAGGCAAAAUGGCUGAGGGAAGUUCUUCGCUGAAGGAGUGUUCCUCUUUAGAAAAACAGGAGGAAAGUGAAGGAAGAAGAAUGGAAUCAUUUAGAAAAGUAAUGAGAAAAUGUUUGGACAAAAUCAUGGCUACUGGAAGGUAAUAGAAGGGGUGUAUGUAUCGGCAUGUGACCCUACAAAUGACGAGCUGACUUGCUCUAAUGCCGUACUUAAAUUCCCAAAGCUUAACUUUACUUAGAUAUAGGAUUUAAGCGUAUUAAACCUUUUGUCAUCUUCGCNGCGGGUGGAGUGGUGGGGGGGGGGGGGGGGGGGGGGGGAAGGGAGAAUUGCACCUGAAAUAGGUGGGGAUGUUCGUCUUCUCACGUAGGGAUGUAAAUUACGAAUUUUUGGCUCACUAUAGGCCCUGUAUUUAUGGAGAAAAGUUGUUCCGGGAAAGAGGGUCACCCUUCCAGCUGAAUCAACUUAAGCGAGCAUCUGUAUGAGAAAAAGUUGACCCCUUUGCCUGAGCCAAGAGCUGACUGUUUUUCAUAUUGUCCCUCUUUGAACGAGUUGAUCCAUCUGGGCAAGUCAAAUGGCCCCUUCCAUUCAGCCCAAAAUUCUGGAAAAUUUUGGUUAGAAAUCAAAUGGAACAGACCAUUUUGGUUUGGUUCAAUGGGAGUAUUUGGGACCACUCUUGAAGGUGGAGGUGUGUGUGGCUGAGGGAUUAACACCUUGAACUCUGGAUCAGGAGGUCUGGGGUGCAAGCCUCACCUGUCAUGUUGUUUCCUUAGACUAGGAACUUUACUCCACCUUAUCUCUCUUCACCCAGGUGUAUAAAUGGGUAUCAGUGACAUACUGCUAGGGGGUAACCCAAUGGUCUAGCAUCUCGUCCAGAGGGGAGAGGCAAUACUCCUGGGCAUGCUUCUUGUUAGGGAAACCGGGAUAAGCUCUGGCCGUUCGGGCCUUUGGCUUGUGUGCACCUUUACCUUACCUUUGAAGGUGGUCCACUUUGACCUGGUCCAUUCAUAUCUCUUUCCAUUUUUCAAAAUUGUUUUGCACAGUACUCCUCUUUUGUAUCCUUCCUACAAGUACAGUAACCAAAAAUGUGGUUGGGUUUGUUCAACCAGACUGUACCAGUUCAUUGAGCUCGUUGAGUCAGAAAUUUCUAACCGGAAUUUUGGUUGAAUGAAAAUGGCCUGAAAUGUGUUUUUCAAGAAAAGUUGGCACAGCUAGUUGGGUGACCUAACCACUGAAAAGUGGUGACCCUGCUAGGCAGACCUCCCUUCAAGCAAAGCCAACUUUUUGUUUUUCAUCUAAAUGGUUUUUUCAAAUUUUGUAAGGAAAUGUAGGAAAAGUUGGCUCACCCAGCCCAUGUAAAGCUGUUAUGAGAGUCCCUGUUAAUUCUGUUGAAAAGACUGGUGGCUAGUGAUGUCUUGAGUUUAAAUUAACAUAAAUUUGAUUUAGCCACAUUUAAUUUAUAAAUGCCAUACUUGGUGGGUUGAACUUUAAGUAACUCCACUGGGUUAUUUCUCUGGGCUAUUCUGAGGAUUUACCCAUAGACCUGGAUGGGUGGGUGCGUGCUGGUGAGACCUAGAAACCCUUAGUGUAUACCAGACCCUGUUCAGCUGCAUUCUUUACUAAUAAUCACUACCUUAUCCCAGACCAGCCCUAUCAAGACCAUGCCAAUGCCUGUAAGUUACAGAGCAAAUACUUUAUUAACUGAUCAAUAAUUUUUCUCACAUAUUAUUCCCUAUUCUAAGACCAAAACAUUUAGGUUUUAAAACUGCUUGGAAAUCAAACCUUGAACAGUGGCACUCACCGAUCACCUGAUCCUUGUUGAUCCAAUCCCCCCAAAAAAUGAAACCCCACAUCCCCUUGUUACCUUCUAAUGGUCAUGGUUUUGUACAUCCUUUCUUUUUUAGUCAGGAGAAAUUUAGCAGUUGUUUUACAAGUAUCAGAGAAAAGAAUCCUGUGGAAUUCAGAAGUAUAACUGAACAACUGAUGCAGCACCUGCAAAAUAACAUAGAGGUAACCUAAUUUCCUGUUACAGUACUCUCUCAAAGAUAGCUGCUUGGUGAUGGAUAUGAUGCCUUAGUUCUCCAAAUCCUGGCCAUGCCUCAUUGUUGCUAGUUUCAUGUGAAUUUAGUAGUGUAUGGAUAUUUAAUCUGUGGUUCUGUCAGUAAUAUUGCUUUCCAAGCCCUGAUUUGGACAGUUCACUAUUACCAUUUGACAUUUUAGAUUUUGCCAUGUUACCUGCUUAGAGACUUGAUGGGAAAUAGUUUAAUUAAUAGAUUUCAUGUCAUCUCUGCGUAACCAAAGAGAACAUGCACAUCCAGGAACCCAUAACAUUGAGUAAGCAACUUCCAUGUACUUGUGUCUCGGCACUUUCACUGAUUAGUUUAUUUUUAGAAUGAUUUUGGUGUGAGAUUAGAAUAUCUAAACCAGUCAGCAAUACCUCAGAAAUGAAAAUGGUAUUUUAGACCUUGUAAUGACGUUUAGUUUUCCUUUUUCAUGUCUUAUAAUUCAAAUGCAAUCCUAGAGGGAGCAGUGAUUCCAUUUUUGCACGGAAAAGAUGCUCCAAUGUGUAUUAAAAAAAAAUGGUCAGUGAAAACACCAUGACAUAGGCCUAGUAUGAGAGUUGCUCACCCCAGGUCGUGGGCUCCUGACACUAGUUUACUAAUGUUUUUAUUUUAUUUCAUUUAUUUUAUUCAAUCACACUGUUAUAAGUUACAGAAAGUACAUAAUUACAAUAAGGAACAUUAAUAAAGAGGGAAGCAGCAUGCAAAGAAAGUAGUGUUCGAUAGCCUGUGGCUAGUGGAUUUUGGUAUCAAGCUAGUGAACUCUGUUGUUAACUUGCUCAACAGGCAAGUGAUAUUUUUUGAGCAAUAGGCCAUUAAAUUUGCAUGAUGGCGUCAUUUUACUACUACGACCAGAAUCCUUCAGGGUAUUGCUAUCUUGUGCAAAUUAAGGCUUUUGUUAAUUAAACCUCACUGGGACUACCAAAUUUAAAUAUAAAAGGAAAAACGAAAUGAAUUCUGGUCUUAGUAGUAAAAAGACGUCAUCGUGCAAACGGCCCAUUCGAAUAACAGAAGAACUACGAAAUCAAUUCUGCUCGUCAAAAAGCGUCUAGGGCUAGUUGAAAUGAUGUCUGGGCUAGUAAGUGCUAGCUUCAGCUUGCCCGAAUGGCAAGCUGUAAAAAAUGAUUUUCUUUGUACCCUGGGGAAGUCUAGAUGAAGUGCAUCUUACAUCUCAUAUAACACUUUUUACAAUUUCGUUUAAUGGCCUGGCUGUAUAACAAACUAAACUUCUUCCCUAGCAUCUUAAAGCAUAUCAGCUUUAUAAUAUAUUUUACAUAGAGUUUUUUUCUAGCUGGUAUUGAAUUCUAUUUGGUUGGCAAAGUCUGAGAUUAAGUGCUUUGUUAUGAAUUUUAUAAGAAUAAAUGUAAAAUCUCAUAAAUAAAAGAGUGUAAUUUAAUUUUGCUGUAAGGCAGCCAUCGUUGGGUGAAUUUUCGGAAAGUCCAAAUAAAGAUUCUUUCAAUGAAGGGAGUAAGGUGGAGUUUUUCUUGGAGUUGAACCAUCUAAUUUCACUUUCUCUGAAGGACUGUCUGAAUUGACAGUUAAUACUAGUGUAUGAGUCCACAGAGGACUUAUUCUUCUUACUAUGUGCACCCCAGAGCCAGCUUAGCUAGGUCUUUGACAUGUCAGUGUCCAAAAUCAUCACAGGUGUGAUGGAUGCUUUGUCUGUCAAUCCCAAAAGUCUUACUCAAAGAAGAGCGCAAAAAAAAUUAUGUAACAUUAUUUUACAAUGUUAGCCAAGCUGAUUACUGGGUUUUUAAUAUGAUCCUUCCAUUUGAUUAUAGAAAGAAAUUGAGUUGAUGAUUAAGCAAGAAGAUCUUGUGUAUUUCUUCAAUGAACUUGACCGCAUCAUUGAAGCUACCACCCCCCCCCCCCCCCCCCCCCACCAAAUCCACUGACAAGUUAGGGCAUACAAAAGAUAAGUUUGCUGUCCAAAAGCACUGCUCCUAUUGUAACUCUGCAUUAUUGUAAUUAAUGCAAUAAAUUCUCCUCAUUCUUGUAAAGAGGUUGUAUCUCCUUCUCCUGAUAGAGACCCCUUGUUCUCUUUGGGUUGUCUUUUUGAGACUUUCACCAGAUUUUUGUGUUUAAUUCACAGGAGGCCUUCAGGAAAUCCAGACAAAGAUAUCUGUGACCAUAUCAUGCAAGUUAAGUUAGCUUACAAAGAACAGCUUACACACAUCCUUCAUGAGGUAAAAUUACAUUGAAUAUGAGGGGUUAUUAAAAAAAGAAGUUAAAAAAUUAACCUGAGAUCAGGCUCUAUUUUCGUUUCGCUUUGAAAAUUACAUUCCGGCGGGCGAGGCGAAAUGAAAAGAGAUUGGUAGCCGUUAGAGAGAAUGUAUGAGAACUGCUAACAUUGGGCCUGAUCUCAGGGUAUUAAAAAAUAGCCUUCAUAGGGGUAUUAAAAGUUAGUGGUAACCCAGUGAUGUUUGUUGUGGCCCACAAAAUAAUAAGGAAAAAAACAAACAUUUAGAAAUUAACAACAACUGGCCAGAGACAAAGCUGUCAACAACAACAACAACAAUUUUUUUUAAUAAACAGAUAAUACUGCAGAGGCAUCGCCGGCAGCUAGCAAGGCUAUUCGAGGGGGACAAUGAGUGCAAAAUAUUAAAUUACAACCAUGGCUGACUAAGGAAAGUUUACAAUUUACACUUGGUUUUCUUUCCUUAGUUUCUCAGUUCCAGUCAUAAUCAUAGUUAAAAAAUAGUUUAAAAAUCAAGAACACGUCUGACCAUUACGCUUUUGGUAACAGUCAAAUUGAAUUUGUCAGCUAUUUACACACGUGAACGAGGAGUGGAACUUGGGACUACUGAGUCAGAGCAAAUUCAGCUAGCAGCCGUAGGAUUGUCACAACCAUCUUGGCAUGUGCGUGGCCCCAACAAUGUUGGAAGAGCUGUGCAAAGGUAUCCAACUUUGUUGCACUCCCCUUCAGCAAUCAUGGAACGAAAGAAAUGUUGCCCAGGAGUUGUUGACCCAAAAGUUGGACCAGUUUCAAACUUUGCACAACAACUCCCAACAACAUGCGACAGGGAGUGCAAAUGGAUGUAACAUGUGACAUCCAACAAUGUUGGGAGUUAGUUGUUGGCCAACAAUAUUGUGUCCAUGAUAGAUGAAUUUGAAAUAAAUGUUGUUUCCAUUUGCACUGGGCUUAAUGGCUCUGUCCUGCUGCCAUACAAUCAUUUAUUAUUUGGUAGUUGAAGCCUCUCUCAAGUUAAUGGAAUUGACAGGUUGACGAAUUAUAAUAUCUUGAAUGUCAAGUACCGGCAAGACCCAUUCAAACUGAUUUAUUACCCUUUUUUCUUUUUCUUUUAGCUUGAAAGUAAUAAUGAGAAGCUGAACGGUGAAGUUCUACCCAAAAGAGAGAAGUUGAUCGAAACUGAAAAACAAUUGAAUGAAAAGACAAAAGAUUUAAGAGAGGUAACAACUUUAAUUUUUAUCAUGAACAAGAUGGAGUCAGAACACUGUUGUAACCUUCCUUAAUUUUCUGUAACAGAUUCUCUCUUUGGACAAUAAUAAUAUUAUUGCAGUGGGGUGGGGACAGUCUAUUAAAUCCUCCAUAUUUCAGAAACCAGGGCAAACUGUCUGAACUAGAGAUUAAGACAGUGUCAAUAUUUCAAAUGUAAUUCUAUUAAGGAAAAAAUCUUUGAAAUCUCAGAAGCAGCAAAUGUUAAAAUAAUGACUAUUACUCCACCCUGUCACACCAUGACAAGAAAGCAAGCUCAAUCUAAAAAAGUGAGGCUCUUUCAGGGUUCUUGGUAAGUGCCAUCAUUAAGCGGUCAACUUUUUGGGGAAAUAAGGUAGAGUGAGAGAGUGAAAGCCUGGAAUUGCCUACAGCACUCAGUUACCAAGCCGCCUACUUUUACAUCCUAGCUGUCUACUUUAAAACUUGAGGAGGAUCCUGUUCUUUAAUUUGUGGAAACUGCUGUCAGGAUAUGCAAGCUUACCCUGGGUGCCAGAGGGUUUUUUUCCCGUUGUUUGCUGGCACCCACAGUAAUGCAAGCUUGGAAUUGACAGAAGUUGUGAAAUACCAAUAACUGAUUUGUUUGGGAUUGCAUCCACAGGCAGCCAAAUACUGCAAAGAAAACAGCGUACAGGAACUACAUGAUCAAUGUGUGAUGCUCUCACAGAAAUGA
Porites evermanni is the source of this 6236-nucleotide messenger RNA. Lineage: Eukaryota; Metazoa; Cnidaria; Anthozoa; Scleractinia; Poritidae. The record is from the annotation of a GenBank genome assembly.